Hevea brasiliensis (rubber tree) is the source of this 1484-nucleotide messenger RNA. RefSeq names its product putative clathrin assembly protein At1g33340. The coding region runs from base 77 to 1207 and encodes 376 amino acids. Gene Ontology annotation, molecular function: 1-phosphatidylinositol binding; phosphatidylinositol-4,5-bisphosphate binding; SNARE binding. The record is from RefSeq and is a predicted model, not a curated record. Gene Ontology annotation, cellular component: clathrin-coated vesicle; clathrin-coated pit. Gene Ontology annotation, biological process: clathrin-dependent endocytosis; vesicle budding from membrane; clathrin coat assembly. The transcript has a single exon. NCBI's taxonomy places the organism in Eukaryota, Viridiplantae, Streptophyta, Magnoliopsida, Malpighiales, Euphorbiaceae.
AGCAUAUUUACCACACAUUACACCUCACAGUCCAACAACAGAGAAAACAGAAGAAGAAGAAGAAGGAGAAGCUAAAAUGAGGGUGGACAUACAAGGCAAGUUGAAGCUAGCUAUUGGCACAGUGAAAGAUCAUGCAGCUAUUGGCAAAGCCAUGAUCUACAAUCAUGAAGGCAAAUGCUUUUCCGAUAUAGAGAUCGCAGUUGUGCGUGCAACUGCUCAUGAUAAUGUCCCUAUUGACGAUAAACACAUGCAUCAAAUCCUUUUCUUGGUCUCAAAUGCUCCAGGAUCCGUCCCUUUUCUUGCUGAGAGGAUCUCUCGCCGUCUUUCCAAGACAAAAGAUCCUCUCGUAGCCCUUAAGUCUCUCUUGCUUAUUCAUCGAAUCCUCCGCGGAGGCAAUCGUUACUUUGAGCAACAGCUUCGUUGCUCACAUAUUUCUGGUCAUCUUCAAAUCAGCACCUGCUGGUUCUUCAGAACGUCCAAUUUCUCUUCUGAUCCUUGUGUUUCUUUCCUUCAUAAGUAUGCUGCUUAUCUUGAAGAAAGAAUAGGUUGGGUCAUUAACCAGGCAGGAAAGCUUGAACCUGUUAAUGUUUUGUCUCAAGGGCUGCAAUUUAAGUCUUAUGAUGAGAAGUGGAUUGAUAUGAUAUUUCGUGAACUUCCAAAGUGUCAAGUCUUUAUAGAUAAGGUCUUGGAUUGUUCUCCAAUUCAUAUUCUACCUUCAGAUAAUCUUGCUCAGGCAGCCAUGAGUAACACCUUGAAAGAGAGCUUCCAAGUUUACAUGACAUAUUGUGAAGGAAUAGCAGCACUUGUUAAUAUGUUCUUUGAUUUCACUAUGCCUGCCAGAGCCUUGGCCUGCCAGAUACUCCAGAGAGCGUCUCAGCAAAGCCAAAAGCUUCAUAAUCUGUAUGAGAAUUGCAAAAGAAUUAUUGAUAAUAAGAACUUGGAGUACCCAAUAGUGCAAAUCAUCUCCAUGGAUCAUGUGAAGACAUUGGAGCAGUGUUCAAAGUAUCAUUCUCCUAUACUGGAAUGCCUUGCAAAUAAGCCAACCAAGUUGAAAGCAAAAGGAGAUCAAAAGGAUCAUGCAACUAAUAAUUUUAGCUUGUCUUCUGCUCUUUUCUCAUGUACCCUGGAGACCAAAAUAAGCAAGGUGUGGGUGGUGUUUGAAGAUGAAGAUCAUCAUGAAAAUUUCCCAUGUCAACAGGCCAAGUAGUAGAAGAAAGGAGAAAUUGCCAAUAAGCUUUCCUUUAUUUUAUUGUUUGGAAUUGGAGUUCUUGCUCAAAUGUAAUAUUGACGUGUUUGUCGAGUGAAAUGAAAAUUUUAUUGUCAAAAAAGAAAAUCGAAGAGCAAAUAGAUUACAAGAUUAUCAUUGUUCCUCUCCUCUUUUUCUCUACUCCUGUAGAUCUCUUCCUUGGCUACUAUUGAAUUUCACAAAAUGAUUUUUUUUUAUUUGAAAUAAAUAUAUAUUUAUCUUUUCAGAUUUUGUAUCA